AUUGGCCUUUUUCGCUGUCACUCAUUAGGAAAGGGGGAAAAACGGGGAAUGGACGCAGAGUCACACAGCAUCUGUACCAAACGAUGAAGGCUGUGUAGGAUUCAACGAUUUCUGCGUAAAAUAGGAAAACAGAAGCGCAGCUGGCAUCAUGGUGGGUAUAUUAUUACAUUGUUUACUGUUUAAAGCUGGUAAUAUUGAUUGUGUUGUCGUGCGACAGGCAAUGUUUGCAUUUGGCGGUUCCUGUUAGUGAAUCGUAGCUGGUAUUAAAUAAUUUCCUGGGUAUAGUGAACCGUGCGUCUUUACGGAAUAACAUAUUACAGCCUACAUGUGUUUAAAAUUAAGAUUGCAUGUUUAUGAAAAAAUGUCAUAAUAGUUGUCUUUCCCCGGACGUGUCAUAUAUUGUACAAUUCCUAUCGCUUGUGUGUUUUUUCCUCCAUAUAUUUACAGUAUGGUUUUGUGAAUCACGCCUUGGAGCUCCUCGUUUUGAGGAAUUAUGGGCCGGAAGUGUGGGAGGAUAUCAAGUGAGUUCAUGAAUAAUGUGUUUACUGAUGGGCCCUGUUGGUAUCAUAGGUAACUCUGUGGACAUCCAAACUACGACAGGGAGGUCUGCUGUAGAAAAGCCCCGCUCACUAUCAGCACAAACACACUUUGACAUUUGCCUUUAGUAAUGAUUAACCUUCAUCUUUGCAGCACAGCACUAACACACUAACACACAGUAUGUUUUGUAUUUAUUAAACUUCACGUUUGCUCAGAAGCUUAGGUGAUUGUGGGCAUUAAAUAUAUAGAUAUAAAUAUGUGUAGGCCGCUAAAUAAGAGAUUUAGGGAAUUAAAUUAGAGAAACUCCUUUACAACACAUCUUACUGUAAAAUAUAAUAAAUCAAAAGUUGUUACUACUAUGUAAAAAAAAAAUCUUUUUAUUUUUUUUACAAAUAGGCUGUAUAUCUUAGGACAUCUUCAUCCCCAAACAAAUAAAGUAGGAUUGAAAAAUACUACAUUUACUUUUGGUGAUUAAUAAUUGGACUUAACUGUUUUGCAAUUAUUCAAUCAACUCUUUCAUAUAUGUUUUUCAUCACAAAAAAAUACACCGUAUAUGUGCAGUCUUUAACACUGUGGGGUAGUGACCCCUCAAAAACCCUUAACACUUAAAAAAGAAGAUGACUGAGAUGUGGGCUUUGCUCAAACUAACAGAUUUGUUAUCUGCAAACCUGUUGAAUUAACAGCAGAGGCAAGCCCAGGUUUACUGAGCACAUCUAGAUACAGUAAUAUGAUUUAUGUUGUCCACUCUGAUGUUUACAUAUCAGUUUUUCAUAUAUUGGAUGUUGUUUACUCUCUUUUAUUUUAAUAUAGUCUUAACUUGCUUAGACUUUACCCUUUCCGAAUAAAGUAUGAUUUAAAAAUAUUAAAUUUAUCUUUCGUAAUGAAUAAUUUGACUUAAUUUUUUUUGCAAUUAUUCAACUGACUCUUUUAUAUAUGUUUUCAUCACAAAAAAUACACUGUAUUUGUGCAGUCUUAAACACUGUGGGGUAGUGACCCCUCAAAAAACCUAAAAACUUAAAAAAGAAGAUGACUGAGGUAAAGGCUUUGCUCAAACUUGAACUAAUAAAGUUUGAAAAAGAGAGAUUUUUUUUAUUCGAUCAAAUAUACAUACAGUACAGUUUUAGACAAGAAAUUCACCUAUUUUAGGAGUUUGAAAAGGAGUAGGUAGAAGCUAUUUAGCUUUUUUGUACCUACCCUCACUCCUUCCUAUGCGUUGACCUUUUACAUGUCUCUAGAAUUUUAGGAUUUCUUCAGUCGCCAAAAGGUAACCAAAGCUCCAAAGUCUAACGUGAAUAUGUAACAAAUCAUUAAUACUAAGACAAAGACCUGAUACAGAUUUACAUCCAUACCUAUAUACACGUAUAUACACACAAAUAUGCACUUCAUAUAUGUACCUAUGAAACUUAAAAUCUCUCAUUUGUACAAUGCCCAUAUACAAUAUAGUAACUGUGACAAAACGAAAAUCACUUGUAUAAGUAUUUUUUUGCUCAUACUCUGCUCUAAUUUACUUUUAAACUGUGCUAUUGUUUUGCUUUGUUUAAGUUCAUCAGAUAAGCUGUUCCAUAGCUUCACCCCCACAACAGAAAGACACAUGCUUUUUAGUGUUGUACGAACUCCUGCUUGUUUUAAAUUCCGUUCCCCUCUUAAUAAAUACCUGCCCUCUCUUCCACCAAACAUUUUCUGUAUAUUACUAAGUUGUGUUUCAAGCUGUGUUUUAACAGAUUUGUUUUCUGCAAACCUGUUGAAUUAACAGCAGAGGCAAGCCCAGGUUUACUGAGCACAUAGAAUAGAUACAGUAAUAUGAUUUACGUUGUCCUCUCGGAUGUUUACAUGUCAGUUUUUCAUAUAUUGGAUGUUGUUUACUCUCUUUUAUUUUAAUGUAGUCUUAACUUGCUUAGACUUAACCCUUUCGGAACAGCAAAGAUUAAUGCAAACAUACAGUCAGCCCAGCAGCAGCUGCCUUGUGAAAUUGUUCCUGAAGUGGUUGUUCUGUAUCAGCCAGUCCUCUAAGCACAUGAGUCAUUGUUAUCUGUUACAAAGUUUAUUGUAUUUGGUAUGUUUUCAGACUUUGAUAAGUGGAAUUGUUUGUACAGUGAUUUUUAUUUUCUUAAAAAAGAUUUCAAGGCCCAGAAUGUUUUUUCAGCUGUAACAGGUUCUGAUAAUAUGGUGGCAGCUGGUCAGGCCUGUAAAUCAUCUCUGUUUUUCUAGCAAAACAGCAGUAAUCAGAAUCUCAUCAACUUUUCAGAUGAUUUUUUUUAUAAAGUUUUGAUCAUUGAAUCUAUAAAUAGCAAAAUUCAACCUUUAGCUUGGACCUUCAUCUUAUUAUCCAAGCCUGUUCAACAGUGUAGUUUUGUAAACCACAUAAAAACUUCACAAUAUGGCAAAAUAGUUCUAUGUUACACCACAGACUGGCCACAAAGAAAAACAAUAGGUCUGUUUUUUCCUCUCUCUCAGGUGAUCACAAUAAACUGUGUUGAAGACUGCACAUAUACUUUGGGCCAACAAAUACACAACAUCACAAAAUAUACAUCACAUAAUCAAUUAAAUGAUAACAACUUUAACUUUGCUUACAAUGAUUGUCAACCUCUGCUGCGAAAUGUUCUCAUGAAUGACUGUUAUUUGUUUACAGGAGGGAGGCUCAGCUUGAUAUCGAGGGUCAGUUCCUCGUGAGAAUCAUUUAUGAAGAUGCCAAAACAUACGAUCUUGUUGCUGCUGCAAGUAAAGUUCUCCGUAAGUGACACUUUGUCUUUUGUAGUUCUAUGAGUGAAAUUGGUGAGUGUUUAAAAUAGAGCUUUACAAGUUCAAACAUUUGUGUCUAAAUUACUGACAAGUAACUUUCUGUAUUUCAGAGGUCGAUGCUGGGGCAAUCUUGCAGAUGUUUGGAAAGAUGUUUUUUGAAUUUUGCCAAGAGUCUGGAUAUGACACCAUCCUGCGGGUGUUGGGAUCAAACGUUAGAGAAUUCUUGCAGGUAAUUCUGUUUUCUCCUCAUUUCAGAGUACUGAUCAGGAGGACCCCGUUACUAUUUUGACAGCUAUGAAAACUUGCCUGAGCUUCGCCAAUUCUGAGAGAAAAAAUAAUCAUAGCGAUGUCAUCGAGGUCAUUUUAGUGUGUUAGAGACUUUAAAAUAUUUUACAGAAAGCUUAGUUUGUUAACUGGAUCGGAUAUCUGAUGAAUGACACUGAUCCAGUCAUUUUUUCUUUUAAUCAAUUUUUCUCCUAAUACAUGGAAGCCUUAAUUCUUUUGGCUGUGUGCUCAUGUGCAAUUUGUUAUUUGUUAAUAGUAUUGUGUAAAUUUAUAUCUGUGUUAAUUUGUUACCUUUAUUUAACAAGUCUAAUGUCAAGCCAUACAGUUCAUUCACUCAACAGUAGUAUUAGAUCAGUAUCGGAUAUUGGCCGAUACGCUCAGCCCAGGUAUCGGUAUCAGAUUGGAUCGGAAAAAAAAAGAUUGGUGCUAUGAUAGAUGUGCAGUACUAAAGGGCUUUACUUCUCCAGUGUUUUAUGUAUUAUGUACAUCAACUCAUUGUGCUUCAGCCUUGUAAUUGUGGAUUUAGCUUUAAUUUAAACACUGUGUAUUUCAUGUUGAAUCCAAACUUUCAGAACUUGGAUGCUCUGCACGACCACCUGGGUACCAUUUACCCUGGGAUGAGAGCUCCCUCUUUCCGCUGCACUGAUGCAGAGAAGGGCAACAAUCUGAUUCUCCACUACUACUCAGAGAGAGAAGGCCUGCAGGACAUCGUGAUUGGCAUCAUUAAGACUGUUGCCCAACAAAUCCACGGGACAGAGAUAGAGAUGAAGGUCUGUUUUUAGUCGGUUUUGCUGCUUCUUUGCGUGAAGCCACAGUGAAGAUAAAUGAGCAAUUUUUCAUCUUCCUUUUCUUAUUUUCUACAACACACAAUUAAAUCCUCCAGCCCUUGUAAUGUUUGUGCCUCUGAAAAAUGUAUAAUUAAAAGGUCAAAGGUUAUGACUUAAUGGUUAGACAGAAAGUUUGAAAACACCCAAACAGAAAGAGAGCUGUGCUGUGCCAGUUGCAGUUCAGCAGGGAGAUUUCGGCUAAUGUCUGUGAGUCAGAGGAUAUUUUUAGAUUCAAGUUUUAGCGUCCUGAGCAUGGAAGUCUUGAAGAGUUUUUUUUCCCACAGUUUAUUUUAAGUUUGUCUCACCAUGGAUGGAUUUAAAUUGGACUUCUCCUGUACGUUCAUCAGAUUAUUCAUCCAAUUGAAAGAUAGAUGCUGGCCUGUUUAACAUAAAUGUGAAGUAUACUCGUGUGAAAAACUUCAUGUCAGUUGUUUUUUUUGUAUCUUUGUGAUCUUGCAGUCCACUUUACCUCAGCUUUAGUCUAAACCACAGACAACUACAUAUUAUUCUCUAAGGUAUACCCUCUAGUUUGCUCAUCACCCUAAAGGCAAACAUUAACUCUCAAAUAUAAUCAUACUUGUCCAGGAAGGAUUUUGUUUUUCUAUGAUUGUGUAAUGAAAGAACAGAAAAUGGCAGACGCUCCAAAUGUGACAUCCAAUUUCUGGAAAUAUUAGCUUCUGUUGCUAUGGCAACAGGGUGCAGACACAGUAGCUUCACGUCAGCAUGCCUUAUGCCAUAAGCCCACAGAAUAGUGUGGUUUUAUACAGCCUCACUUCUGUAAUAGCAUAUAAAAGAUAUAUAUUUCUGUUAAUGGUUUGAUUAUAAAACACUAAUAAUGUGUGGGUGAGGUAUUUGAUAAAUUUUGAUGUUAUGUAAUUCUAACUUAAUUAUGUAUGUUUUGCAAGAAUAACAAAGUUUUGAUUAUUCCACUAAAUUUUAUGCAGAUGAUCCAACCGAAAAGCGAGGAGUGUGACCACAUCAAGUUUUUGAUUGAGGAGAAGGACUCUGAGGAGGAGGCGUUCUACGAGGACCUGGAUGGCUAUGAGGAGAAUGGCACACAGGAGACCAGGAUCAGCCCAUACACGUUUUGCAAAGCCUUUCCAUUCCACCUUAUGUUCGACAAAGACCUGGUGCUUACUCAAUGUGGGAAUGCAAUUUAUCGAGUCCUGCCCCAGGUAUGUAUUUUUCAUGCUAAGUCUGACUGAUGCAACAAUUACAGUUUCACCAGUCAGCCGCUCAUUCUGCUCAGGAAUGAGAAAUCGAUUGCAAGAAAAUAUAAUGCAGACUAUUUUAAAGACGGACAGAUUUAGUGUUUUUUUCUUCAAGUAAAAGUAUUUUGCUUUAAAAGCUGAAAUUAGCAGAUGUUUCAAAGUUUGCCUGCUUGUCUAUGUCUUCAAUGAUCAACAAUGUAAAGACUUUGGGGUUUUGGCGUAAUUUAAAAAUACGUUGAACUAAAAGAAAUUAAAAUAAGUACACAAUUCAUCUCCAGAAUCUAUGUCAAAUUUUAAAAUUGUAAUCAACAUAUGGGUCAGUUUUUUUUUUCUUCUUAAACUUUUACCUGAUUCAGAAGCUUAGAUUGCAGCAGUGGUUUGUACUAUUCUUAACAAGCGCUGUAUUCCAAUAGUAACUAAAAAGUAUCUUUUUUUAUUUUUUGCCCAUCAGCUCCAGCCUGGUACCUGCAACCUGCCGUCAGUUUUUUCUUUGGUCCGUCCUCACAUUGACUUCAGUUUUCAUGGCAUCCUCUCCCACAUUAACACUGUCUUUGUCCUGCGAAGCAAGGUAAAUAUGACAUAAUAUUCAUUUUUUCACUUCACUAUUGACUUCUCAAAUGAAUACUUUAUCAUGUUUGAUGACUUUUCAUAAAGAGGCAUAACACCAUACCAAGGUGAAGAUGAUCAAUAAGUGGUUUAGUUCUAUAAUAUACAUGACAGAAUAUGAUGUACCAUAGUUUAUGUAGCCACACCACAUGUCACAUGUCACAGUUGGGGUAUGUCACAGUCGCCAUCACAAAUUUGCCAAGUUUUACCAAAUUCCUUGUGAGAUGCGCAUGGAGGCAAUGCACUCAAAGGGUGUUCAGAUGCGCUUAAGGUGAGAGUGCCAAGUGUCACUAAAAAGACCAAGUCACCCAAAUAAACGGUACAACCCUCCAACCCAACAACACGGUUCUCAACUGUUCUGAUUUGAUUUGGUUAUUCCGCCAGAGUCUCCGGUAUUAAGUUCGUUUUCUUGCUUGUGUUGGCAGUUGUGGCCAACGGAGGAUUCAGACAAUUUUCUGUACUUUUUUGUUGGUUUCUACUAUCUGAUAUUGUAGCACGCUAACUUUUGUUUGGGCUCGUGAACAACACGGGAGAGCAGCGUCCGCCUCGCAACCAAUCAGGUUGGGGGAGGUGGAGAAUGGCUUUGUUUAUAGUCAGAAAGAGCGGGCCGCUCAAAAAAUGUAAAAUGUUGACUACACAGACAUAAGAGAACACAGUGAUAUCGUUAUAUUACCAAAUGUCAUCAAUAACUAAUAACUAUUGACUGAUAUUAGACGCGGUUUUGUAUUUACACCCAAAAAAGAUGCUUCUUUAAGAAUCCUGCCUACCCCACCUUUAAUCUCUGACAUUUUCAAAUUAUAUUCAUAAACACUACCGAUUCUACAAACUAAUUUUAUGCACAAUUAGGAUUGGUCGGACACUGCAAGACUUCCCUGUGCACGCUUGGAUGAUCACCCCCAAGCCAGUAUGGAGCUUCCCCGCUACCUAAACCCUAGUUUUCAUGAGACUGCUUACGGCGGGUUCUUAUGCACUGACCCCGAUGAAUCAUUCAGGCGACUAGCAGACUAGCAUCCCUCCUGAAACCAUGGCAUGCUCCCAAGCAACCCUUAAACUGCAUAUUUUUUAUCCUAACACUGCCCCCCCAUCAACCCGAUGAGCCCAAAGGGUAACACUGCUGCAGCCUACAAGGAAAAACUCCCCACUACUAUGACAACUGUGGGUGUUUGAGCACAGUGUAGUGAGGGUUUGUGAGGAUUACACUGGUGUAAGGUCAAACUAAGGCAAUGGUGUGACGCUGGUCUGGAAGGGGGAGCAUGAGAGAGAGCCAGAGAAAGAGAGAGAGAGGGACCAAGGCCACCAUAAGCUGCUUUUAUGUCCAGUGUGGAGCACCAGGUCCAGGUGCUCAACAUCGGAGUUGAUACAGCUAAUCAGCUCAUCAGGCACCUCGUAAGAAACACACAAAUUAGUAUGGCUACCAGAGCAACAUAGAGGCAGGGGCUGUGACAACUUACUACUACUCUAGUCUGAGCAAAUCCUCUCCAGUGAUGAGGAUGUCAGUGAUGCAUGCGAGACUUGAGGUGAAAAACAUACAGAUUUAAAAAUUGUGAGCUGAAGUGGUGCCCAGUUUGGAGGCAGAUUUAGACAAGAACAUGUAUUGAAAUAUUCAUGUGUGUGAUGUAAUCCUGACAGGAGGGCCUGCUGAAUGUAGAGACGGUGGAGAAUGAGGACGAGCUGACAGGGGUGGAGAUCAGCUGUCUCAGACUGAAAGGACAGAUGAUUUACUUGCCAGAGGCGGAGAACAUCCUUUUUCUUUGCUCACCCAGGUAAACCCAUGGUACUGUCUGUCCUGACCGCAGCAGAGCAGACAAGAUGAAUACACACACACACACACACACACACACACGCACACAAACCUUAAUAGAGUCUCUUUUAACAAUCGAAUGGGAGCACACCAAUUACUUGCAAAGAUAAAAACGCUGUAAUUUUAAAUGAUAAGAUGCUCAUUUAAUGGAUUUAUUGAAUGCUAUUGUCGUUCUGGGCAUUCAGAAAUCAUUUUAAAAAAUCACUGUGCACAAUUUACUGAAUGGGCAAAAAUUCAGAGGUUAUUUUAAUCUCUUAUCCUUGUGAAAAAUGGCUUUUGUUUAUUGGUUCUUCAUAAGAGAAAAAUUAACCCUUUUUUUAAUAUAAAUAAUCGCUGUUACUUAAUGACAGAUACUUUUGUAAAGGUGCACACAGACAAGGUGAAGGCAGGGCAGACAGGGACUUGAAACAGAGACACUGGUGAGUGAUCACAAAAUAAAACAGAAAGCACAAGACAUGAGGGGAAAAUAAAAUACUCAGACACGGACGGACAUGACCAAUAUACUUUUUAGGUAAUUAAGACAGACUUGCUAACAACCACUAAUAGAGAGGCUAACAAUCUGAAACUUCUAUUUAAAUAAACGCUGCAGAUUUUUAGCCUCCUUUUCUCAGUACAUUUGUGAAAGGACUGUUUUUAUAUAUAUAGAUUAAAAUGUAAAUGAAAGUAUUUAUUUUCAAUCCAUUUUCAUGUUGUAGCAGUAAAUAACUACAACAGUUACACCAACUCAUUGGUAUGAACCAACAUGGUCAAAAAACGUGUAACAGCACAUAAAAACAGCAGGCUUGUAAUAACAUGGGUUCCUCUGUUAUGACCUCCAAAGGGCCUCUGUGGCCUUUGUGUUGCCAAUCAGAGAUAUCUAUUGAAAUAUCAGAUGCAAGAGAGCAGGGUUCAAGAGGUCUCAUCCUGCAGGAAUGAAGACCCUUAGCUUGAAAUAUUGUUGCCUGAUAGUAAAAAAGGGAGUAUGAGACAUCAAGUAUGUAGUCACCCUUCCAGAGAGCACACGUGCAAAACAGUGUCUGACCUCACCACACUGGAGGAAUAUUAAUCUGGAGACAGUAAGCUUGGUGCCAAGAGAAUGAUGGUGUUGUCAUUGCUGGUGGUGUAUACCUCAUCUUCUGUUUAGCUCAUACAGACUAGAAAUAGAGUCUGGAGUUUACCCUGUAGCCCCAGACAAAAAUAAUCAUGAAAUAAUAAAAGCUACACAGCGACUGCAGCAAAAAUCUUUAAGUUACCUUUAGUACUUUCUCCUUCAUGUUUUUUUAGUGUUAUGAACCUGGAUGAUCUGACACGGAGGGGGCUAUACCUGAGCGACAUCCCUCUGCAUGACGCCACGCGUGACCUGGUGCUGCUGGGUGAACAGUUCCGUGAAGAGUACAAACUGACCCAAGAGCUGGAAAUCCUGACGGAUCGUCUGCAGCACACACUGCGGGCCCUUGAGGACGAGAAGAAGAAGACAGACAGGUUAGACUAUUUGUGAGACUUUAGAUACACAAUUUGAAAUCUUGGUUUAAUUUAGGUAUGAGAGUCAGAGUAUAUGAACCAGAUAGAAAUGCAUUAUAUAUUAUCCCUUCAAUGCCUUUUGUAUCAUAUUUGAUACAUGCUUUUAAGAUACUUCUAUCAAAUCAACAUGAUCAACAAAUUACUAAAAGAACACCUGAAUACAGUCUGAUAAAUGAUUAAAAAAAAGUCCUCUUGUGGUUUAUCAGUUUCCGGAAACAUCUAAUGUAUCAAACGAGAUAGAAAAAUAUAUUUGUCAAUUUUAAGGACAUUUUAAUUUUUUUGGUUUUCAGUAGUAAGUGAAACGAACACUUCAGCUCCAAAAAAAACUGAAUUUUCUGGCCAUAAUGUGUGGUUUCAGGCAUUAAAGGGCUAAGUUUACCAAAAAGGACCCUCUUUUACACUUUCAUUAGACUGCUGCAACCUUACACACUAAUUUGGAUCACAAAUGCUUUGCUUGUCUGUUAUUAUUCUUAAUAGCUUAAGGUUGGGAGUCAAGUCACUUCAAUAAAGGGUAAGGGUCAUAGACAUGGAGGUAAAGUAAUACAAAUAAGUAUCAGUCACAUACAGUAAAACCAAGGUCUGUGGGUGUAGAUUGUAGACCUGGGCUAAUAUUAGCUAUUUUUCAGCCCCUCUGUCAGGGAAGAAAUAUUAAAGGCUUGUCAUAGUAAUUUAGCACAGCUGGAGAGGAGCACAGAGGUGGAGUUUGGUCUUUUCUAAGAAUGAUGUAGUGGCGCUGUAAUUUCACAAGAGAAGGUUCUCCUCCAGACAGUGGAUCCAUAUAUCAUGAUUCUUAUUCUAUGGCCUCCAAGUGCUCCAGGCACCAGACACUGAUGAGACUUCAUGUUUUUUUCUUAAGAUAUAAAUAGAAUUACCUCUGCACCAUCUACUGCUCUUUCAGAUCUUUUUAUACUCAAAGAAAAACAACUCUGAAUCGUUCCUGUAUGUGACUAAAUAAAGAUAUCAUGGAUUGAUGUUUAAUUGUCUCAGUUUGCAAUUGUAGAGUUUUGUUUGGGGACAACUAUCUGCUCUGUGUCUGCUAUGUGUUCUUAAAUUAUGAUGCAUCAUGGAAGGUAUGUUUUUAACAGGCAACCAUGAUCUACCCAGUUACCAUAGAAACACCACCCUCCCAUCCGAGAGCAGCAUGCAUAGCCAAAAGGUAGUGGGUGAGCAAAUAAAAUGCUGAUCCGAAGGGUGGACUCUCGUCUGGCAGCCACAGCCCUUUUCUCUGCUGUUCAAGCGCAUCCACAUUUGAGCUCAAAAUGUACAUUUCUCUCCUUCCUUCUAGAUUGCUCUAUUCUGUUCUGCCACCAUCUGUUGCCAACGAGCUGCGUCACAAACGACCCGUCCCUGCUAAACGUUAUGACAACGUGACUAUCCUCUUCAGUGGCAUUGUGGGAUUUAACGCCUUUUGCAGCAAGCACGCCUCAGCCGAGGGAGCCAUCAAGAUAGUCAACCUGCUAAAUGAUGUUUACACACGUUUUGACAUCCUCACAGACACUCGGAAUAACCCUUAUGUAUACAAGGUAGGAAGCAAGAAUUUUUGCUGUGAUAGUAUGCUGUAACCAUGCAGCUGUGUAGUAAGGAAACUUGUGCAGCAAAAUCAAAGUAUGCACUAACACUCAAGUGUACACUGUCACACACAUACAUACAGAGAGUCUUAGACUAAGAAUUUGGGUACAUUUAACUCCUACCUCUUACAUGGUUCUUAGGCUUAAAUGCACCAGUGAAACGUAUCUUCUCUCUUGAUGAAUAAUGUUAUGCAAUCAUGUAUCAUCAAGUCAGAAAGAUAGAAUUUAUACCAAAUAACUUGAGUUUUUCCUCCAUAAAGAGCAGCGCUACUUUCUAAACACAGUGCAGUUUUAUAGAGGGGCUGCAGCCCUUUAUAGGCCUCGUGCAGCAGAUUUACACUCCGAGCUUUCAGACAAGAAUGCACUUUAAGAACUCAAACAGAGCUCUGAACUUACAGGGGAUCAGCUUCAGGCACUGGGUCACCAAAAGAAGUAAUAUUUACUCUACAGGCCGUAUGGGUAGGUGGUCCAGGGGUUAUAGUCGGGCUCAAAGAGGCCCUGAAUGUCUUAAAGCUGAUGUAAGUGUUUGAGUGUUUAUCUCAGGGUGUUUCAGUUUAUUUCUAGCAGCAAAGGGCAUUCAUUUAGCACACUGGGAAAGGAUUAUUUUAAACCAAAGAUUAUUUUAAACCAAAAGUAAAUCAAACAAGAAGAGCUAAUGAUAUAAUUCCUUGUUUUACUGUAUACAGGUGGAAACAGUAGGUGAUAAGUACAUGACAGUGAGUGGCCUACCGGAACCGUGCACACAUCACGCCAAGUCAAUUUGCCACCUUGCUCUUGAAAUGCUGGAGAUUGCCGGACAAGUAAAAGUGGAUGAUGAACCAGUGCAGGUAAACAUAUUAAACUGCAUGACAAAAGAAAAAAAAAAUUAGUUUACUAAAUAAUUCAUGUCGUCAUCCUCUGCUGUCCGCACCAGAAUUGCGAGUCUGCCGAGUUAUCUGAGUAAAUGAUCCUUAUUUUGUCAUGAUGCCUUAUUUUGUUGUUCAGCAUUGUUUGCUUGUACACUGUGAUUCCACGUUAAUGCAUGUUAAAUACAUUUUGACUGUUUUCUGAUCUUUAGACUAGUCUGUUUGUCAGAACUGAGAUAUCCAUUUAAACUAAUUGAGCCCCCCCUCCCUUGUAAAACUAUAAAAACCAUGCUGGGCAGUGGCCAAAUUACUUCUACUUACACCAGAUUUUAAAAUUUUAUAUUAGCACCCUUGCACCUACUAUGUGCAACGGAAAAAAAAGUAUUUUUACAUCGACAGAUGGUCAGUGUGUUUACACAAUUCAUAUAUUUUUAAAUACUGCUUAUUUGCGCUGGGUCUCAUAUGACCCGCAUUUUACCCUCAAAGUUUUAUUUCUAAUAAGUGAUUUUGAAAUAACUGUAUCCAUAGAUCUUGGCAUAUUUCCACGCUGAAGUAACAGGCUGUGAAAUGUUGGAUAAAAAACAGCAGACGUUUGUUUAACUGACUGGUGGACAUUGUUAUUGUAUCAUAGACUGUUAAGAUCUAACUUUGGAAAAUGAUGUCUGGUUAACAAAAGGCUGUUUAUUUUCUGGACAUGGCACUGGCUGAAGAGGAGCCCGUUUAAGCUGCAGAAACAGACUCAAGUCAUCUCACGAUCUUGUGUCUAAAAAUAGAUUCCCAUUUAUCCUAGACGUUCACAUCGUGUUCAUGCACUGAAGACAACAAGCGCUGAAGUGCCUACAAGAUCCACUUAAAAAUUCCCCUGCAGAUAACCUGGAGCUACUUUAGUUAUCCUGCUUUCAUGCAAACUUAAAAAUACAAACCUUAUUUUGUGCUGAGAGUGUUUUCUGGCAAAGUUUAUCCACCCACGAAAUAUUGCACCGCUUCAGUCGAUAGCUUUACGAAUUUGUGCCAACAGACUUAAAAGCUUUCAUUUAAAUAGCUGAACCUCGCUCUGUGGAGCACAAAUCUUUCACCUUGUCUGUGAUAAAGCAUUUGCACUUUCCUCAAAGUAGUACUGCAUUUUCAGCUAAGCGAAAAACAGCUUCUCCAAGUAAUUAAUUGUCUGCAUCUGUUGGUACAUAACUAAUGACCUGUGGUGUGGAUACAAUAAAUAUUUAAGCUUGCCUUUGCCAGUAUUUGACAGGAAAAAGCAAUAUCUUUGGCAUGUUUAUCAACUUUGGUUGAAUUAUAAAUGGCAUACUGUAGAAUUACAGUAGAUUGCAUGAAGCAGGCCUUUAUUCUCAUUCUCCUCUGGUAGAUAACCAUUGGAAUCCACACGGGAGAGGUCGUGACUGGAGUGAUUGGCCAGAGGAUGCCCAGAUACUGCCUUUUUGGAAACACAGUCAACCUCACAAGUCGUACAGAAACUACUGGUGAAAAGGGAAAAAUUAACGUCUCAGAAUACACUUACAGGUAAGAGUAAAUUCCACAGUGAUUCUAGCUCUAUCUGUGUUGCAAAACUGUUUGGGCUUUGCAACAUAUUAAAAAAGCAGUAAAAGUUUUAUGGAAGCCAUCAUCAUUAGUCCAAAAGUGAUAUCCUUUUUACACACAUACACCCUUUUAAUAAAAACCAAGAAAUGUAUAGUCUUGACCUGUCGAUUUGAUGUUGUUUGCUGACACAAAAGUGACAUAGAUUAAUUCCCUCAGAAACCUACAGCAGUGCUGGUAAUAUAUGACGGUGUAUGCUUUUUAUUGCAGGUGUUUGCAAUCUGCUGAGAACGCUGAUCCUCAGUUUCAUUUGGAGUAUCGCGGACCAAUAACCAUGAAAGGAAAGAAGGAACCAAUGAAGGUGUGGUUUUUAUCCAGGAAGCCCACUGACACGGAGUCUACUACACUGAAAGCAUCAUAAAAUUCAAAUCCAACACUAAAACAUGAUGAGUGUGUAGAGAUAGAGCUUUAAGUGUUGUACUAUUAUAGCCUAAAAAAUUGUUUAAGAACAUUCAGUUUGAAGCAGGACGAUCUAUUCACAGACAUGCAGAUAUUUCUGUUUGAGUACACACAGCUGUUUGGACAAUUUGAGCCUGUGAAGUUCCUCUCUGUGUAUAACAGCUUUGAAAUGAUCAAUCAUGACUCCUUUUUUUGUUGUUGAAGUAUUCACUUAAGUGAAUAGGUCCUUGAUGGGUUGAGUUAAGUGAUGUCUCAAAUGGUACCUUCACUUUAGGUACGUUUUUGGAUUGAUUUUUCUCACGGUUGUUAUUGUACAUAAAAUCACUAAAGGUUUUUAUAGGCAGAGAAAUUUACAUCUAUCUUUAAUGUUUUUAGCUGCUACAUUUGUCAUAUUUUUGCAGAAACCAGCCCUCAAAAAAAGUUUAAUUUUUGGCCAGUUUCUGUCCAGAUGAAUAAAAUCUUGAUUCUAAAUGCACUUAUAUGAUAACUUGAUGUAAUGUUAGUGCAAAUAGAUUAUUCUAGCAGUUUAAAGUUUCUUCUUUUCCCUUACUGGAUAUUAGAGUUAUGAAGUUUUGCAAUCAUUAUCUAUUACUGCUAUCAGGACUAUUAACAAGAAAGAAUAGAUAAAGCUGUCGUAUUUAUGUAGAUUUAUAGAUUUUUGUGCUCACUUAACUUUUAAAUUCAUUUAAAUAGAUUCUUAAAAAUCACAAAUUAAGAUGAUGAGUAUUUAAAGUCUUAUAAAAACUAGUACUGUAUACUACUUUAUCGAAGCUAUUUAUUACACCUUUUUUCUUAUUUCACAAUCAGUUUGUGUGGAUUCUUUCAGUUCUUCUAAAAUGUUAAGAUAUUCUUCAUGAUUGACAUAUUUAUUGUUAUUAUUCAAAAUCAUAUUUAUUCCUUUUUAAUCAGAAAUUUUUUAAAUCAUAAUGACCUUAAGAAAACAGGCUAUAUAUUAACCAAAUACAUUAAAAAUACACAAGGUUAAAGGUGGUUGAGACUACUGUUUGUGCCUCUACAUGUUAUGUAUGUGAUGUAUUAAUUUAACACAGAAAAUGUACCACACUAUUUUUUUCAGAGUUAUAACUAAACCUCUCAUACUGUCCUUUCCAUGAAUGCAGCUUCCUGUGUGAUUUACAGGUUCUAGUGUAUUUCUGGGCUUAUCGGACAUGAUCACUUUAUUUUGACACUGCUUCAUUUGGGGGGCAAUUAAUAAAAUUGUCUUGUGAAA
Messenger RNA from Xyrichtys novacula (pearly razorfish), 15136 nucleotides. The record is from the annotation of a GenBank genome assembly. Lineage: Eukaryota; Metazoa; Chordata; Actinopteri; Labriformes; Labridae.